This is a messenger RNA of Ambispora leptoticha, 1141 nucleotides long. NCBI's taxonomy places the organism in Eukaryota, Fungi, Glomeromycota, Glomeromycetes, Archaeosporales, Ambisporaceae. The record is from the annotation of a GenBank genome assembly.
AUGAACUCAUUCAAAGCUCAUACUCUUCUGUCUCGCAAAUCUUGGGGAACUCUUCUGUCUCGCACGCACUCCAUUGCGUCGCCAGUUGGGCUUUUCCAAUCUCAAGUCGGAAUGUUUAAACUCACUAGAUCUCACCAACUAGUAUUGAUUCGACCCUAUAAUAAUGCUCAAGAAAAGGAAACACAAGCGGAAAAAGGACUGAAAAAGUAUUGGAAUUCAUUCAAGACCGUGGUGACUGACCCGUCCAAGAAAUUAGCCAGUAAAAAAGGUUUAUCCACCAUGGGCAUUGGCCUUGUGAUUUCUUAUUUGUACGUCACCCAUGAAAGUCCCGGAGCCCAGGACAGAAACAUGGCGGAUGUUUUCAAGAAGGGAAAAAUCGAUCGGGGGGUUAGUCCACCUAUUUCUAAAAAACUGGUCAAACGCGAGAAUCUUGAAAAUGCAGUGAAGAAUAUUUUGCAACUCUCUUUACAAAAUUACUUUCUUAUUUCGGGCGAACAUGGGACGGGAAAAACAACCUUGGUUCAAAAUGCCAUCUUGAGUCUCCAAGAGCCAAAGGGUGCUAUCCAUUUUGAGUGUCCUUCAGAUGCGAAAGAAUUUGCAAAGAAUUUGUCAAAACAUCUUGAUUAUGAAUUAUAUCCAUUCAAACUUCGAGAUAUUAUCAUGCAGUUGACAACUAAUGCAAUAAGGAAAGAACAAGACGGUCGUUCAGAAUACUCUAGUUGGAACCUCUUAAGCACGCAACUUCUCCGCACAGCGGAUUACUAUAUGAAAAAAUACAAGCGCCCGAUAGUUUUGGUUCUUGAUCAAGUAGAUCGCAUUGCUAAAAAGGACCCAGAGUUUCUUGGGAUACUCCAAGAUUUUGCGAAGAGCGGUGCGGACAGAGGCACCCUUGUCAUUGUAUUUAUUGCGAGUGAAGGCUUGAUUCCGCAAAUUAUGAAAUCUCGCUCUGCCUGGUCGCGGGCAAGCGCCACCUUUGAAGUUGGUGAUAUCUCAGAUGAAGAAGCCGUGAAAUUUCUGCAAGAUUCUGGUAUUGAUAAAAAAAAAGCUGAAGACACAGUGAAAUAUCUAACGGGUGGACGGUUUGCUUUAUUGAAGAAUGUCCAAGAAUUAAAUCGAGUCGAUCCUAAAAAUUUAGUUGAAA